Molecule: messenger RNA, 960 nt
Organism: Suillus subaureus
Lineage: Eukaryota; Fungi; Basidiomycota; Agaricomycetes; Boletales; Suillaceae
Exons: 6
Coding region: 108-710 (200 amino acids)
Cellular component (GO): signal peptidase complex; membrane
Molecular function (GO): serine-type endopeptidase activity
Source: RefSeq, a predicted model, not a curated record
UUGUACAGCCACCAAUUUCGUUAUGACUAGGCAUAGCCACAGCACUUACAACCUGUCUUUUCUUACCACUCGUCGAGUUACCCGAUUCUUCUAUUCGUGCAGUAGUAAUGUUCUCAGAUGAGCUCAAGGCGUUCCGUCGACUAGGAUUCCGACACUUUCUACUCCAAAUUCUCAACUUCGCCUCCGUCAUUGCAUCUGGCCUCAUGCUAUGGAAAGGCCUCGGCCUGAUCCUGAACACAGAGUCUCCAAUUGUCGUUGUCCUCAGUGGUUCGAUGGAACCAGCAUUUUACCGUGGCGACCUUCUUUUCCUCGCCAACCCCCCAGGCCAACGCUACCACACAGGCGAUAUCACAGUAUACAGGAUCCCUGGCGCCGAAAUACCCAUCGUACACCGCGUCCUGGAGACCCGAGACGUUGUCAUUCCAUUUGACAAUUCUACGGAGAACCGCAUCCUCAACAACAGACUCGCAAAACUCAAGCUCCCACCAGGAGAACACCAACUGAUGCUCACGAAAGGCGAUAACAAUCACGUCGAUGACAUUGACCUCUACCAGGGCCUUGAGUGGCUCGAUCGAAGACACAUCAUUGGCAAGGUUCGCGGAUUCCUUCCAUACAUUGGUUACGUGACAAUCGCCAUGAAUGAUUUCCCGCAACUUAAAUAUGCGCUUCUCGGAGGUCUUGGGCUAUUAGCUGUCAUACAACGGGAGUAGAACUCCCUGUGGAGAGAGGGCCUUUACGCAGAUUCGUGUUACUUCUUUCAUGUAAGGUGACCCCGCGCGCAUGCGCGUAUGAAAUGGCAACAGUGACCCCGAUUGGCGACGUUCAACGUCAUGGAUGUUUGAUUCCCCAAGGAGGGUGAUACACCUCGAACACGCGUCUCCAAGGUCAACGAACCUUGCCCCAAUAUUGGGAGGUAGGUCAUGACGGUUCGUGUCCCGCCUGUCGCUUGCGAAAUAGUGG